AUGUUGACCACCGAAGCUUCUGAACAGGCCUUGGGGAAACCACCGUUGUACGAUGAGGCGAAGACUAUUGUGCAGAGUUCAGAGGUCGGCGAGUCCAUAGACCCUCAGGCUGAACGGAGUAUUGUCUGGAAGUUCGACCUCCGCAUUCUCCCUGUAUUAGCGGUCAUGUAUCUCUUCAACAGUCUGGAUAAAUCAAACCUUGGGAACGCUAAGACUGCAGGUUUGGAAAAAACCCUCCAUCUACACGGCAACCAGUACAACCUGAUAUUGAGCAUCUUCUUCAUUCCAUAUGUCUUGACGGCCCCAUUUCUUGGAAUUCUGGGAAAGAUGUAUGGUCCUAACCGUGUUUUGCCUUGCAUGAUGUUGUGCUUUGGUGUCUGCACGCUCCUUGUCGUCGCAGUCUACAACUUCGGAGGCCUUCUCGCGAUUCGAUGGUUCUUGGGCAUGUCAGAGAGCGCUUUCUUCCCUCUCGUAAUAUAUUAUCUGACCACGUUUUAUCGUCGAGGAGAAUUAGCAAGGCGCCUUGCAAUUUUCUACGCAGCCCAGAGUAUUGCUUCUGCCUUUUCAGGCCUGCUUGCUUUUGGUGUUUUUCACAUUCAGUCCGGUGCACUGGCCUCAUGGCGCUACCUUUUCCUCAUAGAAGGCGCGGGUACUAUCGUCGUCGCCAUCUUCGCAGUCUGGUAUUUGCCGAGGUCUGCAUCGGAGGCCAGCUUUCUCACCGCACCAGAGAAAGCACUCGCGUACGAAAGAAUGCGACUUGAUAGUUCUUCUAUCGUCAAUGAGAAGUUUGAUGUGCGCGAGGCAUUCACCAUCUUCAAACAUCCUACAACUUGGGUGAUUCUGAGUAUCGAGGUCUGCUUGGGUGUUCCAUUACAAUCUGUUCAGCUUUUCUUGCCGCAAAUCAUCAAUCGACUAGGAUACAGCACUGUCAAGACAAAUCUCUACACAGUUGCCCCUAACGUAUCGGGAGCUGUUAUGCUUCUGAUCUUGGCAUUUCUCAGUGACAGGACCCGGUGGAGAUUUCCAUUCGUUGCAUUGGGGUUUCUCUUCACAUUUGUUGGAUUCAUUAUUUAUGUCGCCAUUGAUGUCGAGCAUGAUAUUAAUCUUGCAUAUUUUGCUUCCUUUAUGAUGACCUGGGGCACAUCAGCACCGUCUGUUUUGCUAGAUGUUUGGUACAACAACAAUAUCGCGAGUGAAAGGAAACGCGUUGCUUUGACAAGCAUUGGUGUCCCUCUGGCUAAUUUGAUGGGUGUGGUCAGUUCAAAUAUCUUCCGGAGUCAGGAUGCACCAAAAUACAUACCGGCUCUCAUCACAACUGCUGCUUUUGGAGGAACUGGCUUUGUCUUGACAUUGAUACUAGGUGCCUGGAUGAUUAUUGACAAUAAGCGACGGAAUGUGAAGCAAGGCGUCACCCUGAGGGCUCAGGAUGUCCCAACAGAAAGGUUGAGGGAGGGUCCUGCCAACCCUGAUUUUAGAUGGUGGUACUAG
Molecule: messenger RNA, 1488 nt
Organism: Talaromyces amestolkiae
Lineage: Eukaryota; Fungi; Ascomycota; Eurotiomycetes; Eurotiales; Trichocomaceae
Exons: 4
Coding region: 1-1488 (495 amino acids)
Biological process (GO): transmembrane transport
Cellular component (GO): membrane
Molecular function (GO): transmembrane transporter activity
Source: RefSeq, a predicted model, not a curated record